Molecule: messenger RNA, 1811 nt
Organism: Paramuricea clavata
Lineage: Eukaryota; Metazoa; Cnidaria; Anthozoa; Malacalcyonacea; Plexauridae
Source: the annotation of a GenBank genome assembly
GUUUAUUUAUAAUCAUCGAAGAAAUAUAGAUGCUCGACCACGUAAACUUAAUCUUUUAGCAAAACAAGUAAGUAAAAAUGUUUACGUAUUCCAUAUCACGCGGGCGGAUCGAAAAGGGGAAGUGGUUGGAUCACAUUUCACGUGAAGAAAAACAGUCAUUUCGCGUUUAACAUGCAAAAAAUGAACCUUCACGGAAAUUUAACACGUUAAUUUAUUAAACUGUACAAAUUUUAAUUUAUUCUUUGCCUUUCCGUUAGCCUACUGUGUGUUUACGUUUUCGUUACAGCACUGAAAGCUCGAUCAACAUUGAAAGACUUUUUAAAAUCAACCUAAUGAAUAUAUCUAGUGUAAAUCAAGAAUAUACGUGCAUACAGUAAAAUUGUUACAUCCAGACGGCUGCUCUUCUUCGCCUUCGCACUUGCUACUACUCGUCCAGUCUUUGUUCUACCGGCCCAAAAUAAUCACAGCUAACGGCUAGGCAUGUAAAUUUCGUUUCACGAGAACAAAUAUUGGCAAAUGAAUCCACUGCUCACGAAAAUAUCCUUUACCACCAUCUACCACAUUAUCGUAGAUUCUCAUCUUUAUUGGUUUUGUCAUCUUACAUUUUCAUCUCUGAAUAUUGCUGAGAAUUUCAAAGUUGAUUUUUGCUAUUUUUGUGGACAUGACUACAGCAUAUAAAAUUAUAUAAUCAGGGCAAAGUUAUGAAGAAAAGCUUUUUAAAUGUUUUUUUUUUAUUUAGGGUCCGCAGGGUUCACCUUGCAUUUAGAAAUUUAAUUCUUACAGUGAAAAAAGGGACUUAAUUAAAAAUAGCAUGAAAAUCCAAUUUUACAGUACCUUAAUUUACUUUACAAACUGAUGUUUGGCAUAGCUUCUCCUUCUCUUUACAAACGAUGUUUGGCAUAGCCUUCUCCGCAGGCCACUCUAUGGGUUUUAGCUUGCGAACGAGUAUUGAAAUAAAAAAAUUCUCACCAAACUUUUUCCGACCACCCGAUUUCCCAGGUGAGAUGCCUGCGGAGGAGGCUAUGUUUGGCAAGGAUGGGCAUGAAGUUAGCAACUUGCAGUCUGAGAUUACAAUGCGUAUAUAGUAGGUCGAAGAGGCCUUUUGUCGGUAUCAUCUUUUUAACUAUUUCUUGAAUAUGUUUGGAUGUUCUAGAUUCGUUACCUGCCAUUGCCACAUGCCAUACAACAGAUGGAGUUUUCUGUUAAAAAAGCGGCAAUGAGUAUCAAAGAGGUACAGUACCCUUUUAUAAGAAAUUAAUACUAACUGUGUAUAGACUAUAAUAUUAAACAAUCCAAGUGUACAAUUUAGUCUUAUCGUCUUAGUCUUUUUAGCAUGUUCUUGUACGUUAGUACUAUACCAAAUCUUUCUACUGUAGGUCCUAAUAGAAACACAGGAGAAAGCGAAGACUGAACAUGGCAUUACAGACGUAUCUAGUUUGUGGGUUUGUAAGUAUUACAAGUUUCAUUAAGAUAACUAAAUAAUGUUUUGAACGCAUGGCGUGACUCCAACGCGGAUUAAUGCUUGUCUCGGUGGAUGUGCAGUGUAUUUCAUAUUUUAAUAUGAAAUAAUUAAAAUUUAACACUGCUGACAACAACAAAAAAUUCGUUGUCUGGUGCGAGAUUCGAACACGCACACAUGCAGUGGACCUCUCCUUGCGGAUACCCAUACCUUUAAAUAGUUUUUUUUUUAUCAGAUGGUCUGUGGAAUUACCUUGGCCUUGGGUGAACUAUAAGAUUUCAAACAUUCAGUUGGUGCAAUAUAUAUUAUAACGACUGAUAUGAUGAAGGAAGGCAAAAAUUUAUUGUUAUUA